UCUCUCUGUCUCGAAGCCUACAUCAUGGCAGACCCCUUCAACGUCACGACAGCGCACCUCGUGCAGUCACCCCGAUGGCCUCCAGCUCUAUACUCAGCAACUGGCUGGUCUGCCUGGCACUAUAUCGUGACUGUCAUACUAGGCGUGGUGUUUUAUGACCAAGUCAUGUACAUCAAGCGCAAAGGCUCCAUCGCCGGCCCAACCUUCAAGAUCCCUCUCAUGGGUCCCUUCCUCCAGGCCAUCCACCCCAAGUUCGAUGAGUACCUCGCGCAAUGGGCCAGCGGACCUCUGAGUUGCGUCUCCGUCUUCCACAAAUUCGUCGUCCUCACCUCCGACCGCGACCUCGCGCACAAAGUGUUCAAAUCGCCCACCUACGCAGAACCGUGCCUCGUCCCGAUCGCCAAAGACAUCCUGGGCCACAAAGCCUGGGUCUUCCUGCAAGGGAAAGCCCACGCCGAAUACCGCCGGGGUCUGGCGCCGCUCUUCACCAACAGAGCCAUGGCGACGUACCUGCCGGUCCAAGAGAAGGUGCUGGCGGACUACUUCGCGCGGUUCGUCGCGGCCAGCGAGAGCCAGCGCCACGCGCCGAUCCCCUUCAUGACGCACUUCCGCGAGAUCAACUGCGCGCUCUCCUGCCGCACCUUCUUCGGGGACUACAUCUCGCAGGACGCGGUGCAGAAGAUCGCCGACGACUUCUACCUCGCCACCGCGGCGCUGGAGCUGGUCAACAUCCCGCUGACCAUGUACAUCCCGUUCACGAAGCAGUGGCACGGCAAGCGCACCGCCGACGCGGUGCACGCCGAGUUCGCGCGGUGCGCGGCGGCGUGCAAGGCCAACAUGGCGCGCGGGGCGCCGCCGACCUGCAUCGUGGAUCACUGGGUGCUGCACAUGAUGGCGUCGAGCCGGUACCGGGCGCGGCAGGCGGCGGGCGAGACAGUGGCGGCCGAGGAAAAGCCGACCAACCUGAUCCGCGAGUUCACCAACGAGGAGAUCAGCGAGACGCUGUUCACCUUCCUGUUUGCCUCGCAGGACGCGUCGAGCAGCGCGACGACCUGGCUGUUCCAGAUCCUGGCGCAGCGGCCGGAUGUGCUCGAGCGCGUGCGCGCGGAGAACCUGGCCGCGCGCGGGGGAGACCGCACCCGCCCGUUCGAUCUGCCCAUGCUGGAGGCGCUGACCUACACCAAUGCCGUUAUCAAGGAGCUGCUGCGCCACCGGCCGCCGGUGAUCUUCGUCCCGUAUCUCGCGACGCGGGACUUCCCCAUCACGCCCGACUAUACCGCCCCGAAGGGGUCGAUGGUGAUCCCCUCGUGCUGGCCGGCGCUGCACGACCCCGAGGCGUAUCCAAACCCGGAUGUGUUUGAUCCGGAGCGGUGGAUCACGGGGGACGCCGAGUCCAAGACGAAGAACUGGUUGGUGUUUGGCGCCGGGGCGCACGACUGUCUGGCCCGGCGAUAUGUGCCGUUGUCGAUGGCGGGGAUGAUAGGGAAGGCGGCGUUGGAGCUGGAUUGGACGCAUCAUGCGACGGCGAGGUCGGAGGAGAUCCGGGUGUUUGCGACAUUGUUUCCGAUGGACGAGUGUCCGUUGGUGUUUAGGAGGCGGGCUUGAGCGGUUUGGCCACGAGCCACACCCACCAUUGCGCAUAACUCAUAACUAGGUAGUAAUCUACACAACCCUAAUCCAGACCCCGGACGUUGGAUACCAGCAACAACAGCAACAAUCUCCGACCCUAACUACGUCCAUCAACAAUCAAAUAUGC
Aspergillus saccharolyticus JOP 1030-1 is the source of this 1756-nucleotide messenger RNA. Its product is annotated as cytochrome P450. NCBI's taxonomy places the organism in Eukaryota, Fungi, Ascomycota, Eurotiomycetes, Eurotiales, Aspergillaceae. Bases 25 to 1605 code for a protein of 526 amino acids. The transcript is spliced from 4 exons. The record is from RefSeq and is a predicted model, not a curated record. Gene Ontology annotation, biological process: sterol metabolic process. Gene Ontology annotation, molecular function: oxidoreductase activity, acting on paired donors, with incorporation or reduction of molecular oxygen; monooxygenase activity; iron ion binding.